AUGAAGUUGCUUACAGUGAUCGCAACUACCUGUCUGCUGGGAGCCACCCUGCUCCGAGCAUCACCACUCAAACAGAGCACUCCGCGAGCCCUUGUCACCAGCCGGUCCGAUGUGGUGACACCGGAAGCGAGCAAGGACAAACCACAGUACAUGAUCCGCGUGAUGCCAAAGGACGAGGAGCUGGAGGACCUAUCGAAGUUGGUAGAUUUUUUCGCGAAUGGGGAGACCGGCUCGCCCAGCGCAUCAACCGGCUCUCCCCACACGACCUCCUACGGUUCCUAUAGUCCGCGCCAGGACGAUCUGACCGAACCACUCCUGCCACCACCGGUCGACCAAAGCGAACCAAACUAUUACGCCGCCAAGCCAAAGAAAACCAAGGGCAAAAAGUAUGUCCCGACCCAGAAGCUUAUCAACCUGAAGCACACCGAACAGGCGGAAAAGAAUGCGAACGAAAAAUCGCGCCAGGACAGCGAGAAGGUGCAGGAAUCGAGCGAAGAGGAUACGUUCUUCCUCGAUGCGAUCGAUCUCGAUCGGCUGCUGGCCAGCGCUUUGCUCGGUGAGCAGGACGCACGAUCCGAAGCGACGGCCGCCAUUGGCCGUUCGCUUUUGCCGCUGCGACUAGAUGAGCUGAACCGUGGCGAGUUUGUGCCGAGCCGUAACCGUCGGGUGGAUCAGUAUACGCGCCGCGUGGCCGGAGAGGAUGAAGGAAGAAUCGUCAGUUCCACGUAG
Molecule: messenger RNA, 729 nt
Organism: Anopheles marshallii
Lineage: Eukaryota; Metazoa; Arthropoda; Insecta; Diptera; Culicidae
Exons: 3
Coding region: 1-729 (242 amino acids)
Source: RefSeq, a predicted model, not a curated record